Megalops cyprinoides (Indo-Pacific tarpon) is the source of this 1766-nucleotide messenger RNA. It is a transcript of the gene eif4e1c, whose product is annotated as eukaryotic translation initiation factor 4E family member 1c. NCBI's taxonomy places the organism in Eukaryota, Metazoa, Chordata, Actinopteri, Elopiformes, Megalopidae. Gene Ontology annotation, biological process: translational initiation. Gene Ontology annotation, molecular function: translation initiation factor activity; RNA 7-methylguanosine cap binding. The coding region runs from base 79 to 714 and encodes 211 amino acids. The transcript is spliced from 7 exons. Gene Ontology annotation, cellular component: eukaryotic translation initiation factor 4F complex; cytoplasm. The record is from RefSeq and is a predicted model, not a curated record.
CUAAGUUGACUGCCGUAGUUCUGCGAGCGGCUGUGUGACGCACUAGCGCCGAACGGGCCGGAGAAUCAUACAGGCAAGAUGGCGACAUCGGAGCCGCGUGGAGCUGAACCUGAAGAAGGAUCCACUGAGACUCUUCCUGCAGUUUCCAGCCAAGAACAGUACAUUAAACACCCUUUGCAAAACAGAUGGGCCCUCUGGUAUUUCAAAAAUGACAAAAGCAAAAGCUGGACAGAAAACCUGCGACUCAUCGCCAAGUUUGACACAGUGGAAGACUUCUGGGCAUUAUACAAUCACAUACAGCAACCUAGCAAGCUUGGAUUUGGGUGUGACUAUUGUUUAUUUAAGGAUGGGAUCAAGCCCAUGUGGGAAGAUGACAGGAACAAACUGGGAGGCAGAUGGUUAAUGACCCUCAGCAAACAGCAGAGACACAACGACCUUGACCGUUACUGGAUGGAGACCCUGUUAUGCUUAAUCGGCGAGUCCUUCGACGAGGCCAGCGAUGAUGUCUGUGGAGCUGUUGUCAACGUGAGACCGAAAGGGGACAAAAUAGCCAUCUGGACUGGAAACUGCCAAAAUAGGGAAGCCAUCAUGACAAUAGGGCGGCAGUAUAGGGAACGUCUGAGUGUGCCAGACAAAGCCCUGAUUGGCUACCAGUCACAUGACGACACCUCCAGCAAAAGCGGAUCCACGACGAAGAACAUGUACACAGUUUGAGGAAGAACUGCUUUCGUUUUUCUGCCGUAGGUUUAUAAAAUUACCCAUCUGCAUCAUAUUAAUACUUUGAGUUGUCAACUACUGUAGUGUCCUUCCUUUUUAAAGAAAGAAAGAAAAAAAAUGUUUAAAUAUGUAUGAUAAUACUUCGACUUAACCGGUUGGCAAACGACAAGUGUCGGCAGGCUGACCAACGGAUGGUGAAAGGUUUCGCCCCCUAAAGGGGCGUGGCAUUAACAUGAGCCGAGACUUUUGGGAUUGAACUAGAAUUUACUGAUGAUUAAUUAUAGAUUUGGGGGAAAAAAGAAAGUGUACGACUAAUACCUGACUACCCUAGCUGAAGAGGUCGCAAGGCUUGAAUAAAUACAUAAACACCUUUCUCAGCUUUUGCUUUUCUUGAUCUCGUGCAGAACACAGAUCCACGUUUAUGAAAACAUCUCUCACUGCCAGAACAAAAGGAAAAAAAACGAACACAGGCAACUUCACCUUGCUCCGUGCAGAAACUUUAAGGCGUUUUUUGUUUGUUUUGUUUUUUAAAACUUGCUUUUGCUGAGAUGUGUUUAAAGCCAGAAGUUUCGGCAAAUCGUCAGCUAGAGUUGAAGCUCACAGAUUUUAGGUCGGCCAGCUGUGGCGUCAGCAGCAGGUUUCAAACUCGAUCGCGACCGUUUCACGUGUUCCGCUGAAAUCGAGGAUACUUGCGUUGUAGGACUAUAUUGAUUUUUUUCCCCUCCCCAGAUUAUUUAUGAUGAAAGAAUUGCGGGUUGAUCUAAGUUGGAGGGCAAUCAUGAAAUUCAAGUCCUUAGUUUUGACCCCCCAGGACGUUAACAAUGUGGACUGUGGCUUUAUGAUAUUUUAUACCGUUACUGAAACAGUUAUGAGCUUGGACAUCCAUGCUUUUAGGGGUGCUUCUCACUGUUACCUUCCCAAAAAUAUUGCUGCCAUUCACCUGGUCACGCUCCAUUUCAAGGUUACUGCGAACAGAACGAAUAUCCAUCAUGACAUGAUUUUGCUCUCUAUGUAUCUUUAUUAUCUGUAUUUCCAGGAUGUAUAUUAAG